Messenger RNA from Ochotona curzoniae (black-lipped pika), 3794 nucleotides. It is a transcript of the gene ADGRG3, whose product is annotated as adhesion G protein-coupled receptor G3. Gene Ontology annotation, cellular component: membrane. Gene Ontology annotation, biological process: cell surface receptor signaling pathway; adenylate cyclase-activating G protein-coupled receptor signaling pathway. Bases 987 to 2876 code for a protein of 629 amino acids. Gene Ontology annotation, molecular function: G protein-coupled receptor activity. Lineage: Eukaryota; Metazoa; Chordata; Mammalia; Lagomorpha; Ochotonidae. The transcript is spliced from 11 exons. The record is from RefSeq and is a predicted model, not a curated record.
CUCCAUCAGUGGACCUGCCUGUGUUAGUUGCCAUUUGUCUGCCUACUUACUCAUUCACUCAUGCAUUCAUGACAUCAGUAGUGCCACUCUGUUCUGUGCCAGGCCCUACAUAGGCACUAAGUGGCCCCUGCCCCUAAGAAACCCAGGGGUCUAGUAGAGCUGCCUUCUCUGGGGGCUGUGAUGUAUUUCAGCUGCGUAGAGAGCGAAGCAUGUUCUCUGUAUGAAGAAUGGGAAGAUUCCUCAAGAUGUACCCCUAAGGACCCUGUGAGGUACAUGGAAAAGAUCUGCAUGUAAAUGGUGCUGUGUACCUGGGUUAUUUCUGGGAAGUGAUGCAGUUUGAAGGAGGUGAACUCCAGCAUGUGGCCUGGGACCUGCAGGGAGAGGAGCUUACAAUUCUCAUUCCAUGUCUUCAUGCGUGGCUUAGGUGGUAAACUCGAGGCCCAUGUUACCUUUGUUGAAAGAUCAGUGAAUACAAGGAGACACAUCCAGGCUUCCACAGCAGGUGCUUCAGCAUAUAAACAGUCUUAGAAUGAACAGUCUAGAAUGAACCAUCUGCCGGAAUAAAUAGUAAACUCUUAGAACCACCACGCUACAUGCUUUAUGUAUAUUAUGUCCCAUCUUCCCCCCCAGAACUCGCAAGGAAGGUACAUAAGCUCCCAUUUUGCUGAUGAGAUUACCAUAGCUUAGAGAGUUUAAGUAACUUGCCUGAGAACACACAGCCAUCAGGUGGCCUGAGGCUUGCAUCUAUCCCGGUAUUAAGUCAAAGGAAACUGAUCUAGAAGUCACCAUGGCAGAACUGUAAUCCUGGGGCAGCCUCUGAUUAGCUGGUGACCACACUGGGAACCAGGGGCCUUUGCUGGCUACAUCCUCUGCUGACAGCAUGUAGGAGGUGGCUGUGAGAGUUGUAACAUUGAUGUGAGAGAAUGUGGCAAACCGGGCUGUAUAGGGCCAAGCGUUAAGCUGGGAGCUCCUGUUGCAAAGGUUUCAUGAGGUGUGACAGCACAGCUUCCUGGAGCAGGCGGGAAAGGAAAGGAACCAUCGCACCUAAUAGGGGGACUUUGUGUCCGCAAAGCCAGAUGCCAAGUCCUUUGCCCAUACUUGGCCCAGAACAUCACACAGCCCUGGGAGGUGUCAAGGUCAGGGAGUGGUAUCCAUCGUGGUCCAGGGACAAACCAGAACCCAGGGAAACAGAGCUGGCUCCAGCCUGUACACACCACCAGGCUCUGGAGCUUGAAUUUCCUCUCAUCAUGACCAUCCCUCCACCCCGUGCAGCCCACCACUCACACUGUGCAACCCCAGGUCAGAGGCCCAAUGAAAAGCCAAGAAACGUCUGCCUGGGGAUCCUGAAUGCAGGCCAGUAUGACUCCUUCUCCUUGGAGGAGACCGCCCAGUGCUUUGCAAAAUGUCGACGGAGGCACCAGGAGUCAUGCAACGAGGGGAAACUGCACAGCUACUGGCUCAACUAUGAGAAGUACCUGGUGCAGAAUUCGGAGCACAGGGUGGACUUGCCUUUCGUCAAAGCUGUGGUCCAGAGCUUCAGCACCAACACCACGGAGGACCUGAACUUUUCUCUAAAGCCCUCUGAGGUUCCAAGGCGAGUAAUGAAGGGCGAGAACAAACCCCUUGUUGGAGUCCGAUUUCCCAAGAGCCUUUUCAGAAACCUGCCAGGCAACAGGUCCGCAGUCCAGCUGGCUUUGAUGGUUCUGGAUGUAGGUCUGGGGACUCUCUUCAAGGGUCCCCAGCUCAGCCUGGAGGAUGGCAGCCGCGUAUUGAACAACUGCCUGGUGAGCUUGAGUAUGAACAAAACACCUGUCACCAGGCUGGCCGAGCCUGUGGAAAUCACUUUCUCCCACCAGCGCCAGCCCCCCAACAUGACCUUCACCUGCGUGUUCUGGGACACGGACAAAGGAGACUGGGAUUCCAAGGGCUGCUCCACGGAGUGCCAAGCCGAGAAGACUGUCUGCCGCUGCGAUCACCUGACUUUUUUUGCCUUGCUGCUGAGGCCUAUCUUGGACCAGACCACCGCACACAUCCUCACACGCAUCUCCCAGGCGGCCUGCGCUGUCUCCUCCAUCUUCCUGGCCUUUACCAUUGUCCUCUACGCUGCCUUGAGGCUCUCCCGGCAGAGGUUCAAGUCAGAAGAUCCCCCCAAGAUCCACGCGUCCCUGAGCAGUAGCCUGCUUCUGCUGAAUCUGACCUUCUUGGUCAAUGUGGGCAGUGGCUCUGGAGGCUCCAGUGCUACCUGCUGGGCCCGGGGUGCCAUGUUCCAUUACUUCCUGCUUACUACCUUCACCUGGAUGUGCCUGGAAGCCUUCCAUCUCUACCUGCUUGCCAUUCGGGUCUUCAACACCUACUUUAGGCACUAUUUCCUAAAGCUAAGCUUGGUGGGCUGGGGCCUGCCUGCCCUCGUGGUCAUUGGCACAGGGAGUGCCAACAGCUAUGGCCUCUACAACAUCCGUGACCAGGACAACCGUACCUCGCUGGAGCUGUGCUGGUUCCAUGAAGAAACCGCCCUCCAUGUCACUGUCCAUGGCUACUUCCUGGUCACCUUCCUAUUCGGCGCUGUGGUCCUGGCCUUGGUGGCAUGGAAGAUCUGUACUCUUUCAAGUGCCAUGGCGGGCAAGCAGGAGGGGCAGAGCUGGAAGGCGGUCUUCACAGUGCUGGGGCUCUCAAGCCUUGUGGGCGUGACGUGGGGGCUGGCCAUCCUCACACCCCUGGGUCUCUCCACCAUCUAUGUCUUCGCACUUCUCAACUCACUGCAAGGUGUCUUCAUCUUUUGCUGGUUCUCCAUGCUCUACCUGCCACGUCAGAGCACCAACUCCUCCUCCUCUGGCACUGCCCGGGUGGACCAGGCCCAGUUCUCAUCACCUGAAUAGGAGCCCUCGGCCUUGCUUUGGAGAUGUGACUGGCUGUUUGGGUCAUCUUGGGUGGCUCCCCACCUUCCUCCAGGCUGCAGUCUCUUCCUUGGUGCCAUGCAGAGGGAGGGGCCAGGAGACAGCUGGCAUGUGGUGGCCUGUUGAAUCCCAUUCAGACAUGUCCAUGGGCCCACAAGGCCAAGGACCCAGACUGCAGGAGGCCAAGUUCCUGUCAUCCUGAGACUCCUACCAGCACAGAGUACCACUGUCUGUGUCACCAGGCAGCUUCUUUUGGCCAAUGCCCACCAGCUGAGCACAGUAGGGGUCUGAACCAAAGAGGGGAGCAUGUAGUUGGCUGAGCCCCUAAGGAGCCUUGGUUCUUCCUACGCAUUUCCCAAUGUCCCCUGCAGCCAUACCCAAGGAUAGUCAGGAGGUUGCCACUCCUCAGCCCGGAGAGAGUUGUGAACUGGACGUUUAUUUGGAACUCCUCCCAUGGAGCUGCCCUGGGGUCUUUGCCUUUUGUUCCAGCACCUAUCUUCAUGGAAGUGACCCAAGCAUUCACAGGCUGCUAGCCCACCAGGUGCCUGGCAGGACACUGAGUCUCACAGGGUACCCAGGAUAGCUGUGCCACAUUCACCUGAUCCCCUACCCAUCAUCCACCCCAAGGUCAGGCAUGUGGCUGACCCUGGACCUGCUGUCACUGUCAGGGUGGGAGGCAAUUGGUCCAGGGCUCUGUGCACCUGCCUCAUUGUGCACCUGCCUCAUGUGUGCAUCUAAGCAGGGUGAGGACUCCCUGGCAGAUAGUGGGCACCAUCACCACAGCCUGUACAUAGGGCAGGAACCCACCCUGAUGCCUUAUUCAUCUGCCCACCCCCAGCACAAGGCCUGGAAUACUUCAGGCCAAACAAACACAAAAAUGUUUCAAUAAAUAUGCAUUGG